GCCGGGCCGGGCCGUGGCGACGCCUCAGGGCUGCGCUCUGCCCCGCGCAGGUGGCGGCGCGGGCGCGGCUGGCGGUGACUCCCCCGGGCCGGGGCGGCGGCGGGCGCUGAGCCCUCGGCCCGGAUGGAAAGUGGUGGUGAUGCCAGAGCGGCACCUUGGCGGGGCGGCAGAGGCGGCGGCCGUGGCGGGGUUCCAGCGGUUGCCGAGCCCGGCGCUCCCCCGGCCGCGGAGACCGGCGUGAACAUGGAUGGGCCCGGCGGCGGGGAGAGCGGGGCGGCCGCCUGCACGGACGCUGCUGCAGCGCCGGCGGCCCCCGCCCCGCUGCCCCGUGGCCCCGGCUCCAGAGACCCCAAGCUGGUCCAUCAGCGGUUCCUGCGGAGGAGCGUGGUGGACUCGGACCAGGAGGAGCCCGCCUUCGACCUGCCCGAGGCGGAGCACCAGCGGAGAAUCAUCUUGCUCCCCAAAACCAGGAGGAUAAUCGCGGAGCGGGCGAAGGCGGGGCAGGGGGCGGCGGAGGCGGCGGGCCGGGAGGCCGAGUGCUCCGGAGAGCCGCGGGCAACGCCGGCCGCGGGCAGCACCGCGGGCGCCGAGGAGCAGAAGGAGCCAGGCAAGGAUGCGGAGCGGAGAGAGGUGCAGGACGCUGCCAAGGACCAGGGCAAGGCUAAGAAAGAGGAGCCCGAGGAGGAGGCUGAUAUGAAAGCGGUUGCCACCUCGCCGGAUGGCAGGUUCCUAAAGUUUGAUAUUGAACUCGGGCGGGGAUCCUUCAAAACGGUCUACAAGGGUCUGGACACGGAGACGUGGGUGGAAGUCGCGUGGUGUGAACUGCAGGACAGAAAACUCACAAAAGUUGAGAGGCAGAGAUUUAAAGAGGAAGCAGAAAUGUUGAAAGGUCUACAGCACCCAAACAUCGUGAGGUUUUAUGACUUCUGGGAAUCCUGUGCAAAAGGCAAAAGAUGCAUCGUGCUGGUUACCGAGCUGAUGACCUCUGGAACGCUAAAGACGUAUCUGAAGAGGUUUAAAGUGAUGAAACCUAAAGUCCUGCGGAGUUGGUGUCGGCAAAUCCUGAAGGGUCUUCUUUUCUUACACACAAGAACUCCACCAAUAAUUCACAGAGACUUGAAAUGUGAUAAUAUUUUUAUUACUGGACCAACUGGAUCUGUGAAAAUAGGAGACUUGGGUCUGGCAACACUCAAAAGAGCUUCAUUUGCCAAAAGUGUCAUAGGUACACCAGAAUUCAUGGCCCCAGAAAUGUACGAGGAACACUAUGAUGAAUCUGUGGAUGUCUAUGCGUUUGGAAUGUGCAUGCUGGAAAUGGCUACCUCAGAAUACCCUUACUCAGAAUGCCAGAAUGCUGCUCAAAUCUACCGAAAAGUAACCUGUGGUAUAAAGCCAGCAAGCUUUGAGAAAGUUACUGAUCCUGAAAUUAAGGAGAUAAUUGGGGAGUGCAUCUGCAAAAACAAAGAAGAAAGAUAUGAAAUUAAAGAUUUAUUAAGCCAUGCCUUUUUUGCUGAAGAUACUGGGGUAAGAGUGGAACUUGCAGAAGAAGACCAUGGUAGGAAAUCCUCUAUUGCCUUAAGACUCUGGGUAGAAGAUCCUAAGAAACUGAAAGGAAAACCCAAAGAUAAUGGAGCCAUUGAGUUUACUUUUGAUCUGGAGAAGGAAACUCCUGAUGAUGUUGCACAAGAAAUGAUUGACUCGGGCUUUUUCCACGAGAACGAUCUCAAGAUUGUGGCCAAGUCCAUCCGUGACCGAGUGGCGCUGAUCCUCUGGAGGAGGGAGCGCAUCUGGCCCAGGAUGCAGUCGGAGGAACGCCGUGACUCGGAGUGCCUGGACAAGCUGAAGGCACCGCAGGCACAGCAGGUCCAGGUCACCUACCUGUCACACACGGGCCACCACAUCCUGUCGGAGCCCGAGGAGCCAGAGGCAGACCAGCACCCAUUCCAGCAGAACCUGCCCACCAGUGUCACCUCUGUUGCCUCUGACAGCACGUUUGACAGUGGCCAGGGCUCCACGGUUUAUUCGGACUCACAGAGCAGCCAGCAAAGUGUCAUCUACUCAUCCCUGCCAGACUCUGUCCCUCCUGCCAUCCAGAGGGUGUACAGCCCCCCACUGAGUGAGGGCCAGCCUGUGCCCCACAGCCUCCCCCAGCUCGGCCACUACCAGCAGCCCUCAGCACCUGUCCUGCCCGCAGUGCCAGCCACGCCCGCCGUGGUGCCCCAGCACUACCAGGAGCCAGCAGUGCCGUUCCCUGUGGUCCCCAGCACCGUGGCUUCACUCCCACUGGGGCAGCCGCCGCAACCCGUGCUGGCUGGCCAGCAGCAGCAGCAGCCCAUCUCGCAGGCAGCCUCCCUGCAGCAGGUGCUCAGCAGCCAGCCCGUGUGCCCGCUGCCACCAGCCCCCCACCUGCUGCCGCCGUUCCCGGCACAGGGCUCGCAGCUGCCCGCCAGCAGCACCCCCCUGAAGCCCCUGCAGAUCUCCACCGUGCCACAGCUCCCGCCCGUGGCCCCUUCCCAGAUUCCUCAGUUUCCUGUCAUUCCUGCAAUUACUCCUCUGGCAGGGCUUGACAGCCUUCCUCCAAACCUGUCUGACAUCCCUGGUGCAAAUGUGCCCCCCAUUCCUGCUCCCUCCCAGUACUUUGCUCCAGCCGUGAUUCUGCCCAGCCUGCCCAUGAACCCCACGCUGCCCAUGGUGCCCAACUCCCCCGCCCUGCCCAUGCAGGCUGUCAACCUGCCCCACACCACCGUGGCUUCUCUGGUCCUGCCCUGCCAGCCCAUGGUGCCAAACAUGCCGGCAGCCACCAUCCCGCUGCUGGCUGUGGCGCCACCAGGGGUGCCGCCGCUGCCGCCACAGCCCGUGUUCCAGCCUGCCUUCCAGCCGCUGCUGCCCAGCGACACGCCCUCGCCCCACCACGCACAGAGCUCCCAGGCCGUGACCCAGGCACAGCCACCUCCUCCAGCCCUGCAGCCGAGCGUGAUCCAUCCUCCCGAGCCGGCUCACCAGCCCAUGCCUGGACACACUCAGUUUGCUCUGGAAGCUGGAGCCCAUGUGCCUGUGCUGCCAGUGCAGCCCUCCAUGGUCAUGUCACCGCCGUUGCAGCUGCAGCCGGAGCUGGUGCCGCCCUGCGUCGCUGCCGAAGGCAUUGCCCAGGUCCAUGGCAGCCUUGCCACGGCUGCCCCGCCUGCCCCCAUAGAGCCUGGCCUGCCUCUCCGGCCCUCUGCUCUGCUGCAGCUCCAGCCUGAUCUUUCCCAGCCACUGGGCCAGCAGCUCCCAGCUCCCUGCUCGGCUGUGGUGGCAGGCACCGAGACAUCUCAAGAGGAGCAGGCAAUACAGGACAAACUCCAAGCUCUGUCCCAGAGUUGCGAAAGCUACAUGAGCCCAGAUGUUGUUUCUGGCAGAGAGAUGAGUGACAGCUUGGAAGGAGCAACAGGAAGUGGAAAGCAAGAAGGAAAAUCUUCAAAGAAGCAUAAGAAAUCCACGCGUGCUCGUUCGCGCCAGGAGAAGUCCAACAGACCCAAACUGACCAUAUUAAAUGUGUGUAACACAGGGGAUAAAAUGGUGGAGUGCCAGCUUGAAACCCAUAACCACAAAAUGGUGACGUUCAAAUUUGACUUGGAUGGUGACGCGCCAGAGGAAAUUGCUACUUACAUGGUGGAGAAUGAAUUCAUCUUGCAAAGUGAAAAAGAGACUUUUAUUGAGCAAAUGAAGGAUAUCAUUGAUAAAGCAGAAGAUAUGCUCAGUGAGGAUACAGAAGGAGAGCGAAGUUCUGACCAGGGAACAAGUCCCCAGCAAGAUGCAGAUAGGCUGGAAAUAAGCGAGGAGAAGCGUCAGUCUCAAAUGAAGACACCUGUGUAUCAGCAAAACGUUUUGCAUACCGGAAAAAGGUGGUUUAUUAUAUGUCCAGUGGUGGAAAACCCUACUACAGAUGCCCCCGAGUUUUCUCCCCCGGUGCCUCCCAGUGCCCAGCAGACAGAAGGGCCAGACCCAGAGCAGUCAGAUGACCAGCCGGUGAGCUCUGCGGUGACAGAGGCACCUGGGCUCGGGGCUGGCCAGCAGCUUCCCCUGCACACAGGGGUCAGUGACAGCCCCCUUGGAGCCGCCCCAUCCUUGGCACCAGCUCCUGCUGCAGCAGCUCCUGCCAGCAUAGCAAGCCAGCCAGAGUUCCCAGCCCCAGCCCUGCUGGCAUCUGCCCCGAGUAUCGCGGAGCCUGCAGUGGCCAGAGGAGGUCAGCCGGAGUUCCCCCAGCCCGGCCCCCAGGCCCCCCGAGAAGUGGGGCUGGAGGAGCCCCCCGAGGCCCCGGCCCUGCAGCUGCAGCCGCAGGCGGAUGAGCCGGCGUGCGUGCCCGACGUGGAGAUCGCCUGCUGCAGCGUGGGGCCGCCCGCGGCCACGCCGGCAGCUCCGGGGCCGCUGCCCGCGCCUCCAGAUGCCGCGGUGCUGGAGCGGCAGCCGGCGCCACAGGGGCCGCACCUGCCGGAGGGCGGCCAGCCCGGCGCGGGGCCCUUCAGCAGCCAGCCCUUCCCCACGGCCGCCGGCCCCGAUGCCCUGGCCUUGGCGGGGUCCCAGCUCCAGAGCCCCACGCAGGUGCCGCUGGCCACAUCCCAGCAGCUGCCGAUGGCGCAGGGUGGCUCGGGGAUGGCCGGGUCAGGGGUUGGCCUGCUCCAGCAGCAGAACCCCCCUGGCACCGCCGAGUCUGAUGGCGAGGGCCCCCCCAGGGUGGACUUCGUGGACAACACAAUUAAAAGCCUUGAUGAGAAGCUGCGCAAUUUGCUGUACCAGGAAUAUGUUCCAACUUCUUCGGCAUCAGUGGGGACGCCGGACACCUCUGUGCCACCUGAGCAGGGCGACAGUGAAUUUACCUUAUCCCCUUUUCCUGAAGAACAAGCUUCUGCCGCAGCGUUGAAUGGGAGAGAACCAGGCUGUAGCAUCCCGGACACCGGCCAGGAGGUGAAAGCUGCUGCUGAGCCGCUGGUGCCCCUCGUGCCCUCGGAGGCCUUGCCUUGCCCACCGCUGGUCAGUCCCCCAGCGGCUCUGCCCUUCAUCCCCUCAAAGCCAGCCUGUAGGGCUGGCCCCAGAGCAGAGCUCAUGACUCACUCUCCUGCGUUGAACAAGCCAGAAGUCACUGGUGUGAGUGCUCAUCCCUCAGAGGAAAGAGGUGGGUCGGCAGGCAGAACAGGUCCAGCCACAAGCAUCGCUCCAGCUCCUGCUGCUCCAGCAAAAGGCCUCCUUCAGGUUGCACCUUCAUCAUCAGGCACAGCUCCACAGAUGGAGACUUUCCAGAGGAGCGAGGAGGCAGAGAGGACGGCUUCACCCGCACAUGCAGAGAGCGUAAUGCGGCGAGCGACAGCAGAUGGGGCAAUGAGUAACUUCCACAGGGAUGGUUCUCCGGGCUCUGGUUCCUAUGGAAAACAGGCUGAGGCUCAGGAGAGCGGCACGCCGGCCAAAACCAUUGGCAGGUUUUCAGUCAUCAGCACGCAGGACGAAUUAACUUUAGCGGCACCGCAAUGCUUGAGGUUCUCGGCCCCCCCAGAUGUGUACCUGGACGAGCUGCCCUCCAGCCCGGACAUGAAGGCUGCUGUCCGCAGGCUCCAGACGGCCUCGUCCGUGGACGUCCUGUGCGAGCAGGCCUCGAGCGACUCUGCCGACGAGCCCUUCCCGCGGCAGCUGGCGGCUGCUGCAGCUGCACAGCUCUCCCCCCCCAGCAGCAGCACAGCCACAGACUUAAUCAAAAAAGCAGCUGCUUUUCUGCAGAGGUCUGCCAAAGGUGGCUCCCCUGGCCCAGAGUCACCCAACGGGCAAGGUGCGAAGAUUCCUACCAUCAACAUCACGUCCUUCCACUCACAGUCGUCCUACAUGAGCAGUGACAAUGACUCAGAGUUUGAAGAUGCUGAUAUGAAGAAAGAGUUGCAGAACCUGAGAGAAAAGCAUAUGAAAGAGAUUGCUGAGUUGCAGACGCAGCAGAAGAACGAGAUAGAGGCACUGUAUAUUCGCCUGGGGAAACCCCUUCCUCCCAACCUGGGCUUCCUUCAUUCUGCCCCUCCAAGCGGCCGGCGCCGAAGAACCAGCAAAAACAAACUGAAAGCUGGAAAGCUCUUAAACCCUCUGGUCCAGCAGCUCAGGAGUGGAACAUCAAGCACAAGUAACCUUUCAGACUCUAAAGACUCGCCCCACAAAGAAAGCAGUAACUUGCAGCCAGCCUUCCCCGAAGCUGCCGCGGUGCCUCCCGGCACAGCGCCCGCCCUGGGCAAGGCUGUGCAGACCCAGCAGCCCUGCUCUGUCAAAGCCUCUCUGUCCUCCGACAUCUGCUCCGGCCUGGGCCUCGACGCAGCUGACGCCAGCACAGGCUCUGGCCAAGGCUGGACGGUUUUCCACCAAACGUCUGAGAGAGUGACCUAUAAAUCUAGUAGCAAACCUCGUACCAGAUUCCUCAGUGGACCUGUGUCUUUGUCCAUCUGGUCCACCUUGAAACGACUAUGUCUAGGCAAAGAUCACAGUAGUAGAUCCUCAACCAACAGCCUGGUGACGUGUCCUGAGCCCCUCCCACAGUCGACGCUGCAGGUUCAGGCCAACAACAGUAACAACAAGAAAGGGAUGUUCACAGAUGACCUGCACAAGCUGGUGGACCAGUGGACGAGCAAAACUGUUGGAGCUGCACAGACAAAACCUUCUUUAAACCAACUGAAGCAGAACCAAAAAAGGCAAGACAUGGAGCCAAAGGCUAACCCCAUGCAAACGCAGAAUGAGACAUGUGGAGUAAGUUCGGUAAGGACAGGACUGGGGAGCAAGUGCCCCGUUCCAGUGGCUUGCCCCAUGCCCACAGGAUUAGCUCCUGGAGCUGCGCCAUCUCUGCCAGUGCCUGUGCCAGGCCCUGCCCUGGCCGGCGCGGUGACACCGUACGUGAUGCCUCUCUGUCAGUACGGAGCCGUGUUCCCUUCGCCCGUGUAUGGAGUGCCGUGGCCGGGUCCGGUGGCGCAGCCGGGGCUGGUCCGAGGGCCCGGCAUCGUGCGCUUCUCGCCGCUGGGCCGGACCUGCCUGCGCAUGUACCCGGUGCCGCUGCAGCGCCCGGCCCGGCCCGCCAGCCCGCGGCUGCGCAUGACCUAGCAGGGGGCCCUGCGACGGUGACCCUCCCACUGGAACUCUCCCAUGGAGACCUUGACAUGGGUGACCCUGUCAGUGGGUGGCCUUGCCGUGGGUGACCCUGCCCUGGGUCCCGGUGGCUUUGAUGCCGUCGUGUUGGAGUGUUUGCUCUGUACAUGCCAUGGUCUGUUUGGGAUGAGGCGGGGCCCCGGGCACAGCCAUACCCUGCAUAAGCAAUCACUGUGAGGCGGCAUCACCACAGAUCAUUUGUUGUCAAGGCGAUACCUGCUUCUGUCCCAUUGCUGAAGACACUUUAUUCCUUGUGUUCUGUUUCACAAUUGUGAUCCUUAAAGUCAUUGUACUUGAAUUGAUAAUUAGCAAAUUGUACUAACCCCGCAGGAGUUCAGUGCCUUGAAUCUCAGCUUUCCAGUCCCAGCUGGAAAGAGAUGUAUAAUUAUUUGAAAGGUGUAUUUUAUUUACAAUCUGCUUGUGAGUUGGAGGUUUUUUUAUUUGCAAAGAUACUGCAGGUUUACAACUGAUGCUCCUCAUCAGCUUCAUUCUGCUGUAAAUGCUUUGUUUUUAUUCACGGGUUGAAUUCUGAAACUUUUAGAAAUAAGAAUUGUGAGGUGAGAUUUGUUUGACAUGCUUGUUUGAUGCACUGAUCGUAAAAUUGUUGGUGUUUGUACAAGGAGUAGUGAAGUGUACAUUGUAAUGUAGGAGCAUUUACAGAGUGAUCUAAGGAAGGUGUAUACAAGGACAGGGGAACAGCUUCAGGCAGUGCUCUCCGUUCUCCUUCCCAGCCUGUGGUAAAGUCACUGUAGAUGACGACUUAAUUCUGUAACGGGCAGCAAAUGCUGUUUUCCUCUGGAUCAGCAGCACACUGGCUUUCAUUUCCUUUCCUGAUGUUGUGGGCUUUUAUAAUUUAGUUAACUCAGAAGCUCAUGCAUGUUCUAUAAGUGAAGACAAGUAAUGGAGCUGUUGAUUCUAGCAGACCAUUUCUGCAGGUGGCUGUGAGCCCUGUGUGAGCAGAGCAUGUGUUCAGGUUCUGCUCCAGCCACUGUGCUUGAGGGCAAUGUCUGUUCCUUGGUGUGCCAGCUGUGUUCGUGCUACAACAGAAUAAAAAUGUGAAGCUGUUCUUUUUCAUAUCUGACACUUCAGGUUUGGUGUCUCACCACCUUCUGUUUGGAAUUUUUUAUUUAUUUAUUUAUAUAUUUAUCUUUAUUUUUACCCAGUUUGCGCUCCAGGUGGCACGGACACCUCUCUCCUGUUUGAAAGUUGCUUUUUUCCUAUUUUACUGUGCAUAGAGCCUCCACCUGCACUUAGUGUAAAGGCACAAGGUAACCACUAGAGCUGGUUUGCCAUGGUAAGUCUCCUUCCUUCCCUGAGCACCAUGGGCAGCAUUACAGGCACAGGACCCAGGUGUGGCCGCACCCAGAGGCCCCACAACAACAUUUUGUAACUCUCUGCUGAGGGGCAGAGAUGUCCUGUGCUGCCACGCUAUGAAUUGUAUAGUUCUAUUGUACUUCAAGCAUUAUACCUGUCUAAAUUACCUUGUUUGUACCCUUUGAAUAUAUUAUUCCAUCAAUUCAGUUAGAAUUGAAUUUUAUAGACAAUUAUGCAGAGUCUUCUGCCUGGGCAAAAUACUUACUGCAGUAAGAGAUUUCUGUUCUCUGUACCAUGUAUCUUUAAUUUGUUUGGGUUUUUUAGAUUCAUGUCGGUAUGCUUCAUGAGCAAACAUGGAAAAUAUGUUCUCACACCGGGUUCCCUUCGGCUCACACUGAAUCCUACAGUUUAUGUUGCUAUUGCCUGUAUAGUCCAUCCCUUGUAUACUGACAAAGUCAGUGGCACUAAAAGCCCCAAGAAAUUGUAUAGAUUAAAAAGAAAAAUAAACAUUUUGUGCUUGAAAA
Haemorhous mexicanus (house finch) is the source of this 8978-nucleotide messenger RNA. RefSeq names its product WNK lysine deficient protein kinase 2 (gene WNK2). The transcript is spliced from 28 exons. Gene Ontology annotation, biological process: positive regulation of sodium ion transmembrane transporter activity; positive regulation of potassium ion import across plasma membrane; protein phosphorylation. NCBI's taxonomy places the organism in Eukaryota, Metazoa, Chordata, Aves, Passeriformes, Fringillidae. The record is from RefSeq and is a predicted model, not a curated record. Gene Ontology annotation, cellular component: cytoplasm; cytosol. The coding region runs from base 124 to 7095 and encodes 2323 amino acids. Gene Ontology annotation, molecular function: potassium channel inhibitor activity; chloride channel inhibitor activity; protein serine/threonine kinase activity.